AGUAGGAAGGAUACUGUUUUGUGUAAUUUCGUUUGCGCUCUAUUUAUCACGUAGUUGUAUGGUGAAUCUGUAAUAAAAUACACGUUAUUACUAAAGACUUACAAUUUCAUAAGUCUUGGACUUCAAAUCAUUUUCCUUCAAAUAAAUGAAUAUGCCCUUCAGAAAUUGUUAGGGCAUCAAUCCCACAAUGCAAGCAUAAACAUGGCUGCGCCGUAUGGAUCCAGAUCAUCUGGCGAAAAUGCAGGAACUUUUCAAGGAUUCCCAUUCAAUGUGUCAGGCAAACCGGCUAAUGACACUUCUGGCACGGAGCAAGCAAAGACGGAGGAGCCAAAGAAGAAACCGUGCAGAGCAUGUACAGAUUUUAAAUCGUGGAUGAAAACGCAGAAGACACAAACUCCGUCAGCUCAGGUGACAACACCAUCAGAGGGUGAGAGUGAAAAGCCAGUUGAGUGCCCACUGGACAGAGAGGAGCUAGGGAAAUGUUCAUGGUCGUUCCUGCACACAAUGGCUGCUUACUAUCCAGAGACGCCAAGCUCCAGCCAGCAGAAAGACAUGACACAAUUCAUCAACCUUUUUUCAAAGUUUUUCCCUUGUGACGAAUGUGCAGAGGAUUUGAGGGGAAGAUUGAAAACAAAUCAGCCUGAUGCCAGCAACAGACACAACCUCUCGCAGUGGCUGUGUCGUCUCCAUAAUCAAAUUAAUGUUAGAUUAGGCAAGCCAGAGUUUGACUGCUCCAAAGUCGAUGAGCGAUGGAGAGAUGGCUGGAAGGAUGGAUCUUGUGACUGACACUCACUAACUACAGGGAAUGGGAAACACUGAGAAUAAUUCUAUGUAAUGCUAUGUGUGUGUUACAAUGCUAUGCAUAUUAAAUGUGUAUUUGCCUUUUACAACCUUAUGCAGAGAAUAUGGUUUUACAAAUGCAAUAAGGGUCCAGCUCAUCCCAGCACUUUCACUGAUCUUGUCUGUUCAUUUCCUUGUGUUUUCUGAAAAAUAAAAAUAAAGGUCCACUUAUGUGUAUUA
Alosa alosa (allis shad) is the source of this 1020-nucleotide messenger RNA. RefSeq names its product growth factor, augmenter of liver regeneration (ERV1 homolog, S. cerevisiae) (gene gfer). Bases 202 to 786 code for a protein of 194 amino acids. NCBI's taxonomy places the organism in Eukaryota, Metazoa, Chordata, Actinopteri, Clupeiformes, Clupeidae. The record is from RefSeq and is a predicted model, not a curated record. Gene Ontology annotation, molecular function: flavin adenine dinucleotide binding; flavin-dependent sulfhydryl oxidase activity. Gene Ontology annotation, cellular component: mitochondrion. The transcript is spliced from 3 exons.